Fusarium coffeatum is the source of this 1287-nucleotide messenger RNA. RefSeq lists its product as uncharacterized. Bases 1 to 1287 code for a protein of 428 amino acids. The transcript has a single exon. Gene Ontology annotation, biological process: siderophore biosynthetic process. The record is from RefSeq and is a predicted model, not a curated record. Lineage: Eukaryota; Fungi; Ascomycota; Sordariomycetes; Hypocreales; Nectriaceae.
AUGUCUUCAGAACCAUUCCAGCAAAAGUCUCCAAUCAAGAUUAGGCUGCCUGAGCCUUAUCUGACGACAUACUAUCUGGAGCGCACCGCUGAGGGAAAGCAGUCGUUUCGUCUACGCAAAGAUGACUCUGUGAAGGAGGGCAAGCCUUUCCCCAAAGCUCUUCACGGUGAUGACUUGGUCUUCUCCAGUAUCCCAAUUGCAGAGUCUGAUAAAAUUCCCCAUUCUGAUAACCGCGAGUAUGCGCGCGCGCGACGAAGUCCUGUGUGGGUGUUGAGCUGGGACAAGCAGACUCCCACGCUCGCCCAGGCCUGGAUGUUCCUGUACACUUUCUUCGCAUACACUUUUGAUGUAGAGCAAUUCCGUUUCCAUCUUGAAGGCCCUGGUGCCGAGGAUCUGGAGAAGGCUCUUGUACUCUCUAUGGUGGCUAUCAACAUGCCUCAGCCUCCCAAGGGCGUUGAUCCUGCGCCCAGCACAGGUGUUGAAGUGCUCGUCCUGCGAAGCGCCUUCUGGCAAGGAUGUGCUUCGCCAUUGGGUCAGCAGCCUAUCUGGCUUCCUACCUGGAACUCCGCCAACGUCGUCCCUCAUCUUGAGUAUGUGAUGACACCUACUUCCGACGUCACUCUUCUGCGCCAUCCUCGCAGAACACCCAAGCCUGCUGCCGGUAGCUGCUUCUACAGCCGUUACAUCCCGUCACUUGACGAGCACUUCAACCUCGUUGCUCUCGACUACGAGAACCCCGAGCACCUGGGCCUGUUCAACACAUGGCAGAACGACCCCCGUGUGGCAGCAGGCUGGAUGGAGACUGGUACUCUUGAUGAGCACCGCACUUAUCUCAAGAACAUCCACGAGGACCCCCAUCAAUUCGCCGUGCUGGGCUACUUCAACGACAUCCCAUUCGCCUACUUUGAGCUGUACUGGGCCAAGGAGGACAAGAUGGGCCAGCACUACGCCUCGCUCGACUUUGAUCGCGGUAGACACUCGCUCGUCGGCAACGACAAGUUCCGUGGACAGUAUCGCGUCUUGGCUUGGUGGCCUAGUGUCAUUCACUAUGAGUUCCUUGACGACCACCGCACUGAGAACGUUGUCGGCGAGCCUCGUCUGUCAAGUGAGAAUGUUCUCAAGUAUGAGAUGAUAUUUGGUCUCCACCAGGACAAGUGGAUGGAUCUGCCUCACAAGCGAUCCAAUAUGGUCAAGGUUUCUCGUGAGCGCUUCUUCCAGAUCUGUCCUUUUAACCAGGGCAAGCCUCGCAUCGCAGGCACAACAUUUGGCUUUGAGCCCAAGCUGUAA